Molecule: messenger RNA, 6215 nt
Organism: Erpetoichthys calabaricus (reedfish)
Lineage: Eukaryota; Metazoa; Chordata; Cladistia; Polypteriformes; Polypteridae
Product: neurexin-2-like
Exons: 19
Coding region: 182-3712 (1176 amino acids)
Source: RefSeq, a predicted model, not a curated record
CCAAGGUCUGGCACACCUGACGUUAAACAGCCAAGGUGAAACGUCUCAAGCUGGAAAGGAAGAAUCAGUAGCGACCUUUAAAGGGAACGAGUAUUUCUGCUAUGAUCUAUCCCACAACCCCAUUCAGAGCAGUACAGAUGAGAUCACCUUGUCAUUUCGUACGCUACAGCGGAAUGGCCUCAUGCUGCACACUGGCAAGUCUGCUGAUUAUGUCAACUUAUCACUGAAGAGUGGGGCUGUCUGGCUGGUCAUCAACCUGGGAUCUGGAGCUUUCGAGGCAUUAGUGGAGCCCGUCAAUGGCAAGUUCAACGACAACAACUGGCAUGAUGUCAGCGUGACGAGAAACCUGCGCCAGGUGACAAUAUCCGUUGAUGGGAUCCUGACAACUACCGGCUACACCCAAGAAGACUACACCAUGCUGGGCUCUGAUGACUUUUUCUACAUUGGGGGAAGUCCCAAUACAGCUGAUCUUCCUGGGUCACCAGUGAGCAACAACUUCAUGGGCUGCCUCAAAAAUGUGGUGUAUAAGAACAAUGACUUCAAGCUGGAGCUUUCUCGGUUAGCCAAAGAGGGAGAUCCAAAAAUGAAGUUGCAUGGCGAUGUUGUGUUUCGCUGUGAGAAUGUAGCAUCCCUUGACCCGGUGACUUUUGAGACCCCUGAAGCUUAUAUUGCCCUUCCAAAGUGGAACACCAAGAGGACUGGGUCAAUUUCCUUUGAUUUUCGGACCACUGAGCCAAAUGGUUUGCUGCUGUUUAGCCAUGGUCGGUUACAGCCCCCCAAGGAGGGUCGAUCAGAAAGAUUGCAGAAGGCUGAUUACUUUGCGAUUGAGCUGCUGGAUGGAUAUUUAUUCUUACUCUUAGAUAUGGGAUCUGGGGCAAUCAAGAUGAGAGCCAGCAACAAAAAGGUGAAUGAUGGAGAAUGGAGCCAUGUGGACUUUCAACGGGAUGGCCGAAAAGGUUCAAUUUCAGUGAACAGCAAAAGUACACCUUUUCUGGCAAGUGGGGACAGUGAGAUCUUAGACCUUGACAGUGAAAUGUACUUGGGUGGACUACCAGAAAACCGUGCAGAUCUGAUCCUUCCUCCAGAAGCCUGGACAGCAUUCCUCAACUAUGGCUAUGUAGGUUGUGUAAGAGACCUCUUCAUCGAUGGCAAGAGCCGAGAUGUACGACGCCUGGCUGAGGUUCAAAGUGUGGCUGGUGUGAGCAGCUUCUGCUCCCGGGAAACACUGAAACAGUGUGGUGCCUCUCCGUGUCGCAAUGGGGGCCAGUGCAGGGAAGGCUGGAACAGAUAUAUAUGUGACUGUACUGGCACAGGAUACCUGGGGAAAAAUUGUGAGAGAGAAGCUACAGUACUAAGCUAUGAUGGAAGCAUGUAUCUCAAGAUCAUGAUGCCAGUAGUGAUGCACACCGAAGCUGAAGAUGUAUCUCUCCGUUUCAUGUCCCAGAGAGCGUACGGUCUAUUAAUGGCCACCACAUCAAAGGAGUCAGCGGACACUCUCCGUCUAGAACUGGAUGGCGGGAGGGUCAAGCUGACCGUCAACCUAGACUGUAUCAGGAUAGACUGUAACCUCAGCAAAGGUCCUGAGACAUUGUUCGCAGGACAGAAACUAAAUGACAAUGAGUGGCAUGCUGUGAGGGUUGUCCGAAGAGGCAAGAGCCUACAGCUGUCUGUGGACAAUGUGACUGUGGAAGGCCAAAUGGCUGGUGCUCACACCCGGCUAGAAUUCCACAACAUCGAAACUGGCAUAAUGACUGAACGGCGGUAUAUUUCGGUGGUGCCAUCCAACUUCAUUGGACAUCUUCAAAGCCUUUCAUUUAAUGGUCUGCCCUACCUGGAUCAGUGCAAAAAUGGGGAUAUCAGCUACUGUGAGCUGAAUGCACGUUUUGGCAUGCGCAAUAUCAUUGCUGAUCCAGUGACUUUCCGUACAAAAGGAAGUUAUCUUGCUUUAGCGACAUUGCAGGCUUAUGCCUCCAUGCACCUGUUCUUCCAGUUUAAGACAACAGCACCUGAUGGCCUCCUUCUCUUCAACAGUGGAGAUGGCAAUGAUUUCAUUGUGGUGGAGCUGGUGAAAGGGUACAUCCACUAUGUGUUUGACCUGGGAAAUGGUGCAUCAUUAAUGAAGGGCAACUCAGAAAAACCUCUGAAUGAUAAUCAGUGGCAUAAUGUGGUUGUUUCUCGGGAUGCAAACAAUGUGCACACCCUUAAGAUUGACUCACGCACUGUGACGCAGCACUCCAAUGGGGCACGCAACCUGGAUCUGAAAGGAGAGCUGUACAUCGGAGGAGUCAGUAAGGGCAUGUACAACAACUUACCCAAACUUAUUGCUUCCCGGGACGGUUUUCAAGGAUGCCUUGCAUCUGUGGACCUCAAUGGAAGACUCCCUGACCUCAUUGCAGAUGCCCUCCACCGUGUUGGACAAGUUGAAAGAGGAUGUGAGGGCCCUAGCACAACGUGCACAGAGGACUCGUGUGCCAAUCUCGGGGUUUGUCUUCAGCAGUGGGAUGGCUAUACCUGUGAUUGUAGUAUGACUUCAUAUGGAGGUUCUGUCUGCAAUGACCCUGGAACUACCUACAUUUUUGGGCGGGGUGGAGCCCUUAUUACAUACACAUGGCCUCCCAAUGAUCGGCCGAGCACACGGGCAGACCGACUAGCUGUUGGCUUUAGCACUGAGCUUAAAGAUGCCAUUCUAGUCCGGGUGGAAAGUGCAAGCGGCCUAGAAGACUACCUGCAGCUUCACAUAGAACGGGGUAAAAUUGGGGUUAUUUUCAACGUGGGGACAGAUGACAUCACAAUUGAUGAAAAUGCUGUCACAGUAAACGAUGGGAAGUAUCAUGUGGUCCGUUUUACAAGAAGUGGAGGCAAUGCCACCCUGCAAGUGGACAACCAGCCAAUCAUUGAACGGUAUCCAUCAGGGAACUAUGAUAACGAGAGGCUGGCUAUUGCUAGACAAAGAAUACCUUUCAGGCUCGGUCGGGUAGUUGACGAAUGGCUACUCGACAAAGGGCGGCAGCUGACAAUUUUUAACAGCCAGGCAGCGAUUAUCAUUGGCGGUAGGGACCGAGGACGGCCCUUUCAGGGUCAGAUCUCAGGGCUUUACUACAACGGUCUGCAAGUGUUGAAGCUGGCUGCUGAGGGGGACCCCAACGUAAGGGCUGAGGGCAACUUGCGCCUUGUGGGGGAGGUAAACUCCGUCCUGACCACGGAAACCACCUCUACAACCCCUCUGGCAGACAUGUCCACUACUAUCAUGGAGACAACUACCACAAUGGCCACAACAACCACCAGAAGGCAGCGAUCACCCACCAUGAGAGACAGCAUUGCUCAGAAUACAGAUGAUGUAUUUGUAGCAUCUGCUGAAUGUCCUAGCGAUGAUGAAGACUUAGAGGAGUGUGAGCCGGGAACUGCCAACCCCACUGGGCCAGGAGAAGGAGGACCUCCAGGAGCAGUUGAAGUCAUUCGUGAAUCCAGCAGCACAACUGGAAUGGUUGUUGGAAUAGUUGCAGCAGCUGCCCUCUGCAUCCUCAUCCUUCUCUAUGCCAUGUAUAAAUAUCGCAACCGAGAUGAAGGCUCCUACCAGGUAGACCAGAGUCGCAACUACAUAAGCAAUUCAGCUACACAAAGCAAUGGAGCGGUGGUGAAAGAAAAGCAAACAAGCACCACCAAGAGCACGGGCAAGAAUAAGAAGAACAAGGACAAAGAGUAUUAUGUCUGAAAAAGAAAGAGUGAUAGAGAGAAAGAGAGUGAGAGAGAGAGAGAGAGUGAAAAAUGAGAGUGAUAUACCAUGAUAGGACCAUACCACGUCUUGUUCUCCUCUUUUCUGCAUUUUCUUUUGUUGAUCAACAAUCCUGUGCCUCACUCAUCAUCUCUUCAUAAUGGUAUUGAUGCACAGUCAUACCGAAAAAAGAAGGUUUAAGCAGAAUGACAGAUUGCUUUAAAAAAUGGUUUUGUCACAUUAUACAUUACCUACUUUUUUUUUUUUUGUUUUAUUUUUCUUUUGAAACUUUUGUUUCUGGCUUACUCAUGUUGUCCACACCCAAAACUUCCUUUUAUCUAUUUCUUUGCCUUGAUAUGUUUUUUGGUCAUUCUGAAGAAUGUCAACACUUUUAUAUAUUUAUAUAUAUUAUAUGCCCAUAUAUAAAUAUAUAUCAGUUUGGGUGGGUUGACAGACAAGUAAAAAGAGACAUGCCCUGUGGAUGUUUUUUUUAAGAAAAUUACAAAAAAAAAAAAAAAAAUUGUGCAAAUGCACUUAAUGCAUGAGACUUACUGAACUCGGAGCCAGACGUACAGUACAAGAAUUGUGUAUGUGUUUUCAACAACAACAACAACAACAAAAAAGGGAAACGAAAAUGAGAUGUAAAUGGAUUAAAGGAGUCCUCUUUUGUGCUAGAAAUGAAGCACAUUCAUCAUAAAAGUGAUUAGAGAAAACAUUUCUGCACAGACAUUUUUUUAAAGCAAAAUCAAAUAAAAACGGCGAACUGAUUUAAAUCAGAGGCAAAGUCAAUUUUGAUAACAGGUUGAACAAGAUGUUUUCAGUACUUCGUGCAGACAUCUGUCCUGAUGGUACUUAAACAAUCAUAAAUGGAACAGCUUCGUACUGGAUUGAGGGCGACAAUGUAGAGAAGUGGCAUGCUGGCCUGCACUAAUUCUGGAAAUCCGACCAGAUUAAAAUACCAGUUAACAAAAACGCAGCCGCCAAACACAGUCCAAACCUGGAGUAACUGCCUGAUCAACUAUGCCUUUGUUGCAGCCCCAUACUUUGUCUCUCUUUCUCUUUCUCUCUCCUUCCCUGUCUCUGUCUGUUUCUCACUUCUCUUCCUCCUCACUAAGGUGCUAAUGCAACAUUAUUCUGUUGUGAUUCAAGCAUGUAGUAUUCACAUAUUUCAGCCAUUUCUGUGGAAAACAGCUACAUCAGCCAUUCGAAAUCCAGUGUUUAACAACCCAAACAUUGGUCUAUCCUGGCAGACCACAUCUUCAUAUGCAUUAGGUCCUGACAGAACCUACCAGCAAAUGAAGGACUUGGAUUCUUGAUACAUUACAAAGUGACUUAAAUAUAUAAAUAUAUAUAUGUAUAGACCUUUCAGAGUUCUACAGACCAGCUAGCAGCUUAUAAAAUUGUGUGUAUGUGUGUGAAUAUUGAUUUAAUGGGAAAAUACAAAAAACGUUAGGACAACUGACAGAUCUUUUUAAGAAGUAUUUCCAUUGAGAAAAUAAAAAUGGAAAUGGAAACUGGAGCCAUCUUUCUGAUAACAAAAUGACAGAGAAAAAAAAAAGAAAAACAAAAGGAAUUUUGUAAAGGACAGAGGUAACCGUCCACCUCUGGCUACUGAUUUUGCGCUGCUGAAGGGAACUACCCAAGGAAACAUAAGGAACGCCUGCCCUUCAGUAAAGACUUACAGCGUGGCUUUUUUUGUUUUGUUUCUUUUUUUUUAGUUCCUUUUCAGUUUUUUGUUUCUUUAAAAGUAGAGAUGGACUGAAAUGGAGACACAAGUCACUACUGCAGGAGAAACAUAAAUUGAUUAUUAUAUAAAUUAUAAACUUUUAAAAGCAAAAAAAAAAAAAAAACUUUUGGGGGGAAAGAUGUGAACUGCAAUGUUUUAAUUUUCUUUCAAUUAUGAACUGUUAUCAGAAAACGAAAAAAAAAUGUACAAAAAGUUUGUGAAAUGUCUAAAUAUUUGAAAAUCAUCCCAUUAUUAACAAUUAUGUAUUUACCUUGUUUCCAUUCCUGUUAAAAGAAAAAAAGAAAAUGUUUGGGUAUUCUGAGGCAGAAAUAUUUACACAUUUACUCCAGAGUGAGUGAUGUCAUUUGGGCAAAAUUGUGUUAUCCUUUGGCAACAAAUCUCAGUCAGACGAGAUGAGCAAAAUCAUCCCAGCUGUAUCCAUUUAUCUUUGACCAGAUUAUUAUUAUUUUUUUCUUUUGAGAGAUUCUUUUGCAGACAUUAGUUGGGACCCUGCUUGUAUGCAUAAAACGCAGAAAGGUUGAGGGGCCCGGCGUAUUUUUUAUUUUUAUUUUUUUUGUGAAUCCCUUUGUAAGGGUAAGAAUGGGUCUACUUUUUUUCUAAUUUGCAUUUUUAUUUAUUUUUUUUAUUCAUGAGAUAUAGGCUAUUCCAACUAUCUUCCUGUUCUAUUCAAUGUUAUUGUAAAGUGUUACCAGUGAGAUGAAUCUUAAUAUGUGUACAUUAACAGAGGGGAAAAUACAGUUGGUUAUAUACUUCUUA